AUGGUUGCAUCGAAUUCGAUUGAGGAUCUGUUCAACAUGCAGGCGACGUGUAAGGUGUUCCUGGGGGCAGCGAGUUCAGACGCUGUAUACAAGCAUGCGACGAUGUCUUACCUCGAUGGGCCUGAAAGGAGAUUCUUUGAUCGUUGUGUGAAAGUAGGAAAUGUGGAUGCUAUACUCCGACAGGGGUUUGUGGAGUAUUUCCAGUUUCGCCGCCAUGACAAAGGGAUGGAACUGCUUGCUAGGGCCUCAACGGAGGGUAGUGUCGAAGCAGGUUACCUGUGUGCCCACUUGCUAAUGUUUGGUCAUGAAGAAGAGGAAGAAGUGCAAAAGGGGUGUUCAAAUGAUGGAGGUUAUCCGUAUUUCUGGGCAGCUCGAGAGCUGCAACAAUUUCUUGAGGGACAUUUCCAAAGAUACCAUGGUGCUCUUGUUAGAAAUGCUUGCAUCUAA
This is a messenger RNA of Arachis stenosperma, 447 nucleotides long. RefSeq lists its product as uncharacterized. The transcript has a single exon. NCBI's taxonomy places the organism in Eukaryota, Viridiplantae, Streptophyta, Magnoliopsida, Fabales, Fabaceae. Bases 1 to 447 code for a protein of 148 amino acids. The record is from RefSeq and is a predicted model, not a curated record.